AUAGGCCGAGUUUCACAGAAAGGGGCUUCCAAGAGCACACCAGGCCUUCCGGGCCCAUCCCUGCCCCGCUUGGGUGUGCUGAUCUUCUGGGGCAUCUAGUUCUUCAUCUAGAACCAGUCGUCUGGUGCCUUUGGGACCUGACACCUUGUAGGUGGCCCGGGCCUUGGCGUCCAUCAGCACAUCCCCAGGGUCUGGAGAGGCGCAAGGCCACGCACCCUGCACAGGGCGGCGGCGGCGAUGCCGGACCCCGCGGCGCACCUGCCCUUCUUCUACGGCAGCAUCUCGCGCGCCGAGGCCGAGGAGCACCUGAAGCUGGCGGGCAUGGCCGACGGGCUCUUCCUGCUGCGGCAGUGCCUGCGCUCGCUGGGCGGCUAUGUGCUGUCGCUCGUGCACGAAGUGAGCUUCCACCACUUCCCCAUCGAGCGCCAGCUCAACGGCACCUACGCCAUCGCGGGCGGAAAGGCGCACUGCGGCCCGGCUGAGCUCUGCGAGUUCUACUCACGCGACCCCGACGGGCUGCCCUGCAACUUGCGCAAGCCGUGCAACCGGCCGUCGGGGCUCGAGCCGCAGCCCGGGGUCUUCGACAACCUUCGUGAUGCCAUGGUGCGCGACUACGUGCGCCAGACUUGGAAGCUGGAGGGCGAGGCCUUGGAGCAAGCCAUCAUCAGCCAGGCACCCCAGGUGGAGAAGCUCAUUGCCACGACAGCUCACGAACGGAUGCCCUGGUACCACAGCAGCCUGACGCGCGAGGAGGCCGAGCGCAAACUCUACUCGGGCUCCCAGACCGACGGCAAGUUCCUGCUGAGACCCCGGAAAGAGCCGGGCACGUACGCGCUGUCUCUGAUCUAUGGGAAAACUGUGUACCACUACCUCAUCAGCCAGGACAAGGCGGGCAAAUACUGCAUUCCCGAGGGGACCAAAUUUGACACACUGUGGCAGCUGGUGGAGUACCUGAAGCUGAAGGCUGAUGGACUCAUCUACUGCCUGAAGGAGGCCUGUCCCAACAGCAGUGCCAGCUCAGGGGCCGCUGCUCCUACACUCCCCGCCCACCCGUCCACAUUCACCCAGCCUCAGAGACGGAUUGACACUCUCAACUCAGAUGGAUACACCCCUGAACCAGCGCGGUUAGUGUCCUCAGAGAAGCCGCAAACGAUGCCCAUGGACACCAGUGUCUAUGAGAGCCCCUACAGUGACCCCGAGGAGCUCAAAAACAAGAAGCUCUUCCUGAAGCGUGAGAACCUCCUCAUGGCUGACAUCGAACUUGGCUGUGGCAACUUUGGUUCAGUUCGCCAGGGCGUCUACCGUAUGCGCAAGAAGCAGAUCGACGUGGCCAUCAAAGUGCUGAAACAGAGCACGGAGAAGGGGGACAAGGACGAGAUGAUGCGGGAGGCGCAGAUCAUGCACCAGCUGGACAACCCCUACAUCGUGCGGCUCAUCGGGGUCUGCCAGGCCGAGGCCCUCAUGCUGGUCAUGGAGAUGGCCGGCGGCGGGCCCCUGCACAAAUUCCUGGUCGGGAAGAAGGAGGAGAUCCCCGUCAGCAAUGUGGCAGAGCUGCUGCACCAGGUGUCUAUGGGGAUGAAGUACCUGGAAGAGAAAAACUUUGUGCAUCGUGACCUGGCGGCCCGCAAUGUCCUGCUGGUCAACCGGCACUACGCCAAGAUCAGCGACUUCGGGCUCUCCAAGGCCCUGGGUGCCGACGACAGCUACUACACCGCCCGCUCAGCCGGGAAGUGGCCGCUCAAGUGGUAUGCGCCCGAGUGCAUCAACUUCCGCAAGUUCUCCAGCCGCAGCGACGUCUGGAGCUAUGGGGUCACCAUGUGGGAGGCCUUCUCCUACGGGCAGAAGCCCUACAAGAAGAUGAAGGGCCCGGAGGUCAUGGCCUUCAUCGAGCAGGGCAAGCGGAUGGAGUGCCCACCAGAGUGUCCCCCGGAGAUGUACAAGCUCAUGAGCGAUUGCUGGACCUACAAGUGGGAGGACCGCCCGGACUUCGCCACCGUUGAACAGCGCAUGCGCAACUACUACUACAGCUUGGCGAGCAAGGCAGAGGAGCCCGCCGCUUGUGGAAAUGGGGUUCAGGCUGCGUGUCCCUGAGCGCCACCCCGCCCAGGGCCUGAGGCCCCCACGCCCCCAGCUUUUUCUCUUGUGCCCUCAGCUCUCUCCCAGGACCUCCAGGCUGGGCCCGGCUCAGCUUCUCUCUGGCCCACGCUGGUCUAGUAUUCCCAGCCCGGUCACCUGGCCCCUCUGGCUGGGGGAGGAAGCAAGACCUGGGGAAGAUGGUCCUGGACUGGAAUCUACGGGGGAUCCCUGAGCUGAGGGGUUGUUGCUUACAGCCGGGACCCUCCUUCCUCUGGGUCCAGAAAGGCAGACUCUGGGAGUCCUCAGGCUGUAAGACCUGGAAUCAUUGGAAUAAACUCCAGCUUCUCCCUUGUUUGGGAUCCCUCCUCUUUCUGGGGUGGGGCUGGGAGGACCAGGAAAGGGUCAAUGCAAGGGGUCCUUGAGAAUUGCCUGAAGCAGCUGUUUUUGUGUGGGUCUGGGGGGCUGGUUUUCCCACCCCUCUGCCCUGGGAACAUAUUCCUGUGAGUCGGGGGUCUGUGGGAGGUGAGCCUAGGGGCUGAGGGGCCAGGGGCACUGCUGACCUUCGUGGACGGCGUGAAAUAGGCGCUGCCCGUGUUCACUGCAUGUGAGCCGUCGCCUGCAGAAACUUAAACACCCUGCUGGCACCUCCCCCAGCCACGCUCCAACCCACGCUUUUAAAGUCUCUUCAGAUGAUUCCUGGAGAAGGAAAUGGCAACCCACUCCAGUAUUCUUGCCCAGAGAAUCCCAUGGACGGAGGAGCCUGGUGGGCUACAGUCCACGGGGUCGCAAAGAGUCGGACACAACUGAGUGACUUCACUUCAGGUGAUUCCAGCAUUCUGUCCCGCCUACUCAGCUGCCUCCCCUCUUCCCUCGGCCCAGGCAGUCGCAGCUGGGAAUCUUUAUCAACCUGAUGCCCCAUUUGUGGACUCAGUCCCAGCUCAAUCCUGCUCCAGAGAAGACCCGUCUCCAGGCCCUCGCUGCCUCAGCUUCCCCACGCAGAAAUUUGGGGUGCUGGAGCUCAGAAUCCACCCGGUGGGUGAAACCGAGCCAGGUCCCUGCCUGUCUUUUCUGGACUCACUCCCCCUCAUCCUCAGCUGCAGUUGGCCCCAGGCUCAGUUCCCUGGCCUCAAAGAGCCGAGGGCUCCAGGGCGGCCAUGAAUCCCCCUCAAUACCAGGGAGAGGCCAGGAGAUUUUCUGCGGCUUCGGGGAAGAUAGAUUUUCUUUCUUUUUGUUUGUGGAGCUCUAGAAAGUCAGAGGAUUUUUUUGUAGAACUAUAGGGUGCGGGUGGGGGGACUGGGGCUUCGGGAUUGUGUGGAGGCUGAGCCCGAGACCUGGGUGGGCGGGGGCGGGCAGGGGGCACCCAGGAGGCGGCCCCGAAACCUUGGUGAUGUGGGUGCAUUGUCGAAACCAGGAAAUUGAGGUUGGGAUUAUUAACUUAGGUAUAGACCUCACUCUGAUUUUUACCGCUUAUGGAGUUGUAAUGAUUACGUGUAAGCUUCAUGUUAGCAUAUUCUUUCAUGAACUUUGCAUUUUAUCUGCAAGGUAGUUGAGAGAACUCCCAGUUUUACAGUCAACCCCAGACACACAAACUCUCAGCUCUGUGUUUGUUUGGAGAGUAAAUCUGUCAUCGUUUGGAAUUGUUUGAGGGUUUCCAAGCCCUGCCAGACUGUAUCUUCCUGCAAAGAUUGACAACAGUCAAGGAGAGCACAGCAAUUGUAAAGAUAAAGACACAAACUUGAAUUACCUCCGUUUUGUCAUUUUGUGCACCCACUUGGAGAUUUUUGUUUUUAAAAUUUAAAGCCGUGAAGGCUUGCAAACCAUGCGAUAUAUUCUUUUAUUUGGUAAAUGUAUAUAUUAGUUCAUAAACUGUAUUACUGACUUUAACACCAUUAAAAUGCAAAAAUUGUUUUUUAACUUUUCAAAUGAAUGAACAAAUCAAGAAAAGUUCCAUCAAUAGUACUAUUUUGUGGCUUCCCAAGUUAUACUGUUUGCAGGUAUUUUAGUUUCAUUAUUUGUUUACUUGUUAUUCCUGGAUAAUUAUUUACAUUGUUACAUAAAGUAUUAUAUCACAAGGGAAAACAUUUUCGCUGUCUGCAUUUCUUUUAUGGUCAUUAUUAUUGUUUCAUGUUGUAAUUAUUGCUGAAAAUACUUUGUGGGGAGAAACAAGUGAUCACCCUGGGUGUCAAAUACACUGGAGAAUGCUGUUGUUCA
Molecule: messenger RNA, 4287 nt
Organism: Capra hircus (goat)
Lineage: Eukaryota; Metazoa; Chordata; Mammalia; Artiodactyla; Bovidae
Product: tyrosine-protein kinase ZAP-70
Exons: 14
Coding region: 238-2091 (617 amino acids)
Biological process (GO): protein phosphorylation; cell differentiation; cell surface receptor protein tyrosine kinase signaling pathway
Cellular component (GO): extrinsic component of cytoplasmic side of plasma membrane; cytoplasm
Molecular function (GO): signaling receptor binding; non-membrane spanning protein tyrosine kinase activity; ATP binding
Source: RefSeq, a predicted model, not a curated record